Messenger RNA from Racocetra persica, 711 nucleotides. The record is from the annotation of a GenBank genome assembly. NCBI's taxonomy places the organism in Eukaryota, Fungi, Glomeromycota, Glomeromycetes, Diversisporales, Gigasporaceae.
AUGGAAAUGUUACUUGAUAUAGAAAGACAAGAUAGUAUACCAGAGUCCUCAGAACUAUCAUUACCAGAAAAUGUCACAGCUAUUCUUCCACAAAACUAUAAUUAUAUGGUUACUGAAUUUCAACAAUUUCCAAAACAUAUUACAUUAGAAGGGUUUUCAAUUGAUCAUUUUGAAUUAAAAAUUUUUGCUAAUGUUGAUAAUGUUGAAGGCACACAUCAAUAUGCACCUUGCAAACAUCAAGGUGCAGUAGCUACAAAGUACAAUAUUGGAUCAUUAAAUUUUUAUCAAUCAUUAAUGCCUUAUGAUUGUGCAAUUUUUGCAUACAUUGUAUCUGGACUUUUGUCAAAUGAUCAUUCCUUUUACACAUCACUACAUGCUUGUACAAAUAAUAAACCUGAAGAUCUUAGAUAUAAAAUACAAUUGAAUAAUGUGCCUCAAGAAAGUAACAAAAUCCAGAAAACAGAAAUACUAGAUAUUAAUUCAACUACUUUGGAACAUAACUCUGCUUCUUUUAACUCGUUUCUUGAAAUUAUCAAACAUGAUUACGAAAAUUGUAGUCCGAAUCUUCAGACUGCUUUUAAUAAAUUUGCUGAACGAUACAAUGUAGCUAAAGCUAAAUCUGUUCUAGCACUGACAUUAUUUCUUUAUGAUAUUAAUCAUAAUGUUAAUCCACUUGCACGAGUAAAAAGUGGAGCAAAAAUUCGUGUGCAA